Apus apus (common swift) is the source of this 2909-nucleotide messenger RNA. It is a transcript of the gene TENT2, whose product is annotated as terminal nucleotidyltransferase 2. The transcript has 15 exons. Gene Ontology annotation, molecular function: poly(A) RNA polymerase activity. The coding region runs from base 338 to 1864 and encodes 508 amino acids. Lineage: Eukaryota; Metazoa; Chordata; Aves; Apodiformes; Apodidae. Gene Ontology annotation, cellular component: cytosol. The record is from RefSeq and is a predicted model, not a curated record.
AUUGCGGCGCUCUGGGAGGAGCUGGCGGUGGUUCCGCCCGGGCGGUCCCUGCCUCGAGGCGCCGUGCGUGGCGUGAGCGCCGUGGGGCCCCGCGCGGGUGCGGCGACGGGAGGGGGCCUCGUCGGCACGUUUCUUCCCGGCGGCUGAGCGUCUCCUCCUGGCAUUUACAAAGACGAAAAAGAACGCGUCGUUUCCGCAGCUCAGUCCUGAGUCCGUGUACGCGGUUCUGUCAGGGGUCAGUUCUAUCCCGGAACUGCCGGUGCGUGCUGUGUGUGGUACCCGGAGUGCCUGGGCUGCCUGGUAAAAGGAUACAUGUUCACUUCAAGUAGAAAAGAGCAUGUUCCCAAAUUGCUCCAACUUGGGUCGUCCACCCUUCCCUCCAAAACAUCAACAACAGAGUAAUUUCUUCAAUAAGCUUCCUCUGAAUGUACCACCUACUCUUCCCUCUCACCAGCAAAUUAUUGACGUUCAGUUUAGUUUUUGGAAUACAGCUCUUUCCAGGGCUCUUUUGAGUGGGAACCUUGCAACUGUCCCAGCGGUUACACCACAACCAAUGGCUUAUGGAAGUGGCAAUCCAGUACCUACAUCUGAUGCCCCCACAUCAUUCCAAGGAAGGAAGAGACGAAGUGAACAAAGUGUUCCACAUGACGUCAAACGUCAGCGUCUUCAUUCACAUCAUUCUGAAACAACUUUAGUUAACCAAGCAGUGCCUUUACCAGAAGACCGUAGAUGCUCCUUCCCAGGAUCAGUUCAGUCUCCAGUGUUCCCUUCAUGUGUCCCUCCGUUGCAAGAUCCUUUGUUUCCAGAUCCAAUAGAAACCUCACUACCUGUGGCCAAAGAUAAGUUAAGUCAGCAGGUUUUGGAGUUGUUUCAAGCAUGUCAGCAACAGACUUGUGAUUUGAACAGAAAAGAACUCUGCAGAACACAACUCCAAAGAGAAAUUCAGCUCAUUUUUCCACAUAGCAGACUCUUUUUGGUUGGGUCCUCACUAAAUGGGUUUGGCACUCGUAGCAGUGAUGGAGACUUGUGCCUGGUGGUUAAAGAAGAACCAGUAAAUCAGAAGACUGAAGCAAGGCAUAUACUCAGCUUAGUCCAGAACCUCUUCAUUACUAGACUUUCAGGCUACAUUGAGCGACCUCAACUGAUUCGGGCAAAAGUGCCAAUAGUGAAGUUCAGGGAUAAAGUCAGCCGUGUGGAGUUUGACUUGAAUGUAAACAAUGUUGUAGGAAUAAGAAACACAUUUCUUUUGAGAACUUAUGCAUACGUUGAGAAUCGAGUUCGUCCAUUAGUACUUGUUGUUAAGAAGUGGGCAAAUUUUCAUGAAAUAAAUGAUGCCAGUCGUGGUACUUUAAGCAGCUAUAGUCUUGUAUUGAUGGUUUUGCACUAUUUACAGACCCUACCUGAACCCAUCCUUCCAUCCCUCCAAAAAAAUUACCCAGAAUCUUUUGAUCCUGAUAUGCAGUUGCAUCUUGUUCAUCAAGCUCCAUGUACCAUUCCUCCUUACAUCUCAAAAAAUGGAUCAAGCCUUGGGGAUUUGCUAAUAGGCUUCUUCAAAUAUUAUGCCACAGAAUUUGAUUGGAGCCGUCAAAUGAUUUCAGUUCGUGAGGCCAAAGCUAUUCCAAGACCUGAUGGUAUUGAAUGGAGAAACAAAUUUAUUUGUGUAGAAGAGCCCUUUGAUGGAACAAAUACUGCUAGAGCUGUACAUGAAAAACAGAAGUUUGAUCUAAUCAGAGAUGAAUUUCUUCAGGUAAAAAUCUUGGCAGAUAUUACGAAUCAAGAAAGACCUGAACUGUAUAUUACCUUUAAGAGCAGCCAUACAGAAAAGAUGACCAAUUUAUUUCACUUUCUUAUCCGAUUCUGCUGAAAUAAAGAAAUAUCAAAAUCAAGAGGCAGUUUCCCCAUGUUUUUUUAUGACAUGGUUUUCUCUGUAAACUUUUGUUAAGGAAAUGUUUAUAAGAAAGAUUGCAUAUUUUAUUAUAAACAUUUGUUAAUACAGCUGUUCCUUCAAAUGUAUUUUUUCUGUAAAUGCUUGCAUUGUUGACUUGUUGAAGAAAUUCAGACAAACCACAGGAAUAAAUCCAUUUACAUGGAAUUAUGGGAAUAUACUGAUUUGCUGUUUCCCUAAUCUGUAUACUCAUUAAUUCAGACAUAUUUAACUGUGAAAUAGAAGUUCAGUCCUAAACUAUGACUAAGUCUGACUGUAUCCUUAAGGCACUGCACGCAGUACUCACUUUAUGAACAGACAGCAUGUGCUUUAUAUCUGCUUAACUGCAGUAAGCACUUUUACUCAACUAGGCAUUUUUCAGCUUUAUUUCCCUUUUAUGUGGAACAACCAAGCAACAGUUUAUGAAAAUUAAGAUAGAUUAUGGUUGGUAGUGUCCUGGAUAUGAAGAACUGUAAUCUAAACCAGAAUUUUCAGGGAAAAGUUCUACUACAAAGAUAUUUAAAUAAAAGCGGUCAAAUCAGUAUAGGUAAAUGCUUCAUAUUUACACAGAGUAGGCACAAUACUUUUUACAGCUUUCUUUUACAUAUUUGAAGUAGUAGAGAUGUCUGCUUUGGAAAAACAGCAAACAAUCAAUCCAAAAAAACACCAUCAAACCACCCCACAACCCUACCACUGUUAAAAAAGCUGUGCUUCUGUUCUGACUUUGUGUAAGUAUUUGUAAAUUGGUCAGCUGCUGUAAAUUGAAUUUAAGUAAGUAAUCUUGAAAAUUUUACCUUUUCCAAAUCAAAGUUGUGAACCCUCUUUUAGACCUGCUGUAGCACAAUUUGUGCCUUUCAUAUUUGCUAUUGAAGACCAAUUAAUUGUUAAAACUGUACUUACCAUUUAUGUCAAAUUCAUAUUUUCAUUUUUAAAGUUUAGUAUUUUGUAUGGUGUUCAGUGGAAUAAAGUUUCUUUAUGGAAGAUA